Molecule: messenger RNA, 579 nt
Organism: Prorocentrum cordatum
Lineage: Eukaryota; Dinophyceae; Prorocentrales; Prorocentraceae
Source: the annotation of a GenBank genome assembly
AUGAUGCAGCAGCCCGCCCCGCCGCCGGCCGAGAAGAAGCGUAAGAAGGAGAAGGACGGGAGCUCCUCGAGCAGCGACGACAGCAGCAGCAGCGACCUCGGCAACGUGUCUGGGGCCUUGGGCCCCGCGGCAGCCAUGGCCGCGAUGGCGGCCAUGUGGCAUCCUGGAGCCGCGUCGUCGCAGAUGGGCAUGCCUCCGGCAGGGGGCGACAGCGUCGCAGACUUCCUCUCGAUGUCGAACGUGAGCGCCGAGGCUGCGCAGCGCAUGCGCCAGUUGGCUCCGCACUUGCAGCAGGUGGUGCUGAAGCGCGGCCCGCUCCACGACGCGCGCAACCCGACGGCGGUGCUGCUGGCGCGCAUCCGCGACGCGGAGCUGGGCAGUCACGCGGGUUACCCCGAACCUGGUGCGGGGGGGGGGGGACGCGCGGUGGCGCCCCCUGGACGAGGACAGGAGGCCCGCGCGGAGGUCUGCAAAGGCGGCCAUCGAGGCCAUGAUCAGCGACUUCCGGCUCUCGCCUGGCUGCGCCUGGAUGAUGCGCUCCCUGCCCCCGGACAAGCAGAAGCUGGCGGCCAAGAUUGA